Seminavis robusta is the source of this 1621-nucleotide messenger RNA. The record is from the annotation of a GenBank genome assembly. NCBI's taxonomy places the organism in Eukaryota, Bacillariophyta, Bacillariophyceae, Naviculales, Naviculaceae.
CACCAUGUGGACGUGACAAGUCCUGCCGAUAUUGGCUAAAUUUGGUGGUCACUUUGGUGGAUUGACUGAAGUCAUAACUGCAUUCACCGUUUCUAAUCAUGACGUGGUAAAUGAUUUUGCAACGGUACGCGCAAACCUCGCCUCAUUUAUGUGGGGUAUUAUGCCAAUCGACGCGAAAGAUCGGACACGAACACGAAGUUUCUCGCAAGACCAUGUCUUCUUUACUGCUGUGGCUUCAGCAAGCACCUUUGUUGCUUUGAAUAGAGAGUCGAGUCAUCUCUGUAGCUGGCUAAGCACAACACCGCGAGCAGAACGAUUGUUACCAUGUUCAACCGCUGUCUGCUGCUUUUACUCUUGGUGGCGGCCGUAUCCAACCUGGCCGAUGGGAAUACAGAAGUGGAAGGAAACGACUUGACUUUCGCGAUUGAUUUGGAAGAUAACGAUGCUUCAGACGCGGAGUCGAACAAAGAGUUGCGAAAGGACUUUUUGAGAGCUGUGCAAGGAGAUCAAAAGCAGCGACGCCUACACCAUCUUGGACAAUGCGAGAGCGAUUGUGACCGCAACAGUGAUUGUGCAGGCAGUUUAGUUUGUUGGCAAAGAGGCACAGGUGACCCAACGCCGCCCUGUUGCUCUGUGAGCUUUCCCAGUGAUAGCCGGGAUUAUUGCGUCCCAAGCAGCUGUGCUGCAAGUGGCGGCGGUGGAGGUGGCGGCGGCGGCGGUGGUGCCGACGAUUCUACCACCGUAGCUGUCAUCGCAUGCUUUUCAGGUGACACAAAGGUUGAUGUGUUUGGGAAGGGAAUGAUGCCAAUGGAGGGGCUGCAAGUGGGUGACAAGAUUCUCACUGGUCAAUCAGAUUAUCAAAGAGUGUACUCUUUUGGGCAUUACCAUCCAACCAAAGAGGCCGAGUUCUUGGUCCUCAGCACAGACGACAAUGGAGCUCUGGAGGUAUCAAGAGAUCACUUGAUCUAUCUUGAGGGAAAGCCCAACCCGGUCAGGGCCGGCUCUAUUAAGACUGGUGAUCGGCUGCAACCAUUGGGAGUUUCUGUUACACAUAUUGACACUGUGGCAAAGCAUGGUAUUUAUGCACCACUCACCGCCGAUGGGACUUUGGUACUCAAUGGCAACAUUCUCGCAUCAUCCUACGUUGCAUUGAUCCAAGACACGGAUGAAUAUGCAGAAUUCCAGGAUGGCACACCGUUCAUUGCACAACACACUGGAAUCCACAUGGUACUGACACCAUUUCGAAUGCUGUGCCGUGCCGUGGCAUUGGAGGGCGUGUGCCAAUCUUUUAAUGAUGAUGGCAUGCCGCAUCAUGUUGCUCAUGGUAUUGGCAUCUUGAAAUGGCUGAAUGAAAAUAGCAGCACUGGCACUCAGGCAUUCCUUUUGGCCAUAGCCUACCCAUUCUUUGGCGCCACAAUGGUGAUAGAGAAGGUUAUGUUCAGUCCACCACUGUUAAUUCUGGCUGCAUUUGUUGUUUGGAGAAUGUUUUGCAAAAGGAGCAAGGUUUGGGAUGUGAAAGAAGCGUAAUUGCAAGCUCAAGCAAGAGUGGGCAAGCAGUGGAAUCGAAUCGAAUCAAUACUGGUAGGGACCCUAACAUUAGAUAUGCAUGGUUUUAUUUUGG